This is a messenger RNA of Xiphophorus maculatus (southern platyfish), 1595 nucleotides long. RefSeq names its product syntenin-1-like (gene sdcbp2). The record is from RefSeq and is a predicted model, not a curated record. Bases 148 to 1056 code for a protein of 302 amino acids. Gene Ontology annotation, cellular component: plasma membrane; cytoplasm. NCBI's taxonomy places the organism in Eukaryota, Metazoa, Chordata, Actinopteri, Cyprinodontiformes, Poeciliidae. The transcript has 9 exons. Gene Ontology annotation, molecular function: protein binding.
GCAGGAAGCCAGCAGUGACAUCACUUUCCAGAAGUCCCCUUCAGGUUUCAGACAGCGACGAAGAGGCAGCAAAAUAAAGGGAGAGCGCUACUUACUCUCUGGGAGUCCUGUUGGUUCGAGUUGAUAUCCACACAAACACUGAGCAGAAUGUCUCUGUAUCCAUCCCUGGAAGACCUGAAGGUCGACAAGGUCAUCAAGGCUCAGGCCCAGUUUGCACAGAGCACCGCCCCCAUGCCAGCCAUCACUGAGGGAACCUACCAGCCUCAGCCUGUUACUGCUGGGAUGCCAGGAUCCAGUUUGUACCCUAAUCUGGAGGAGCUGGGAGAUUACAUGGGUCUGGCCCUCAACAGCGAUGAAGUCCAGCGGAACCUGGCUCUUGUUCCUGUGGCUGACGAUCAGGUGGCGCUGCCUUCCAGCUCAGGCCUGGGGGCGAUGGUCCGCCCCGUGACGGGAACAGACAUGGGCAUCAGGAGGGCAGAGAUCCGCCCCGGCCUUCGAGAGAUCAUCCUCUGUAAGGACCAGGAUGGGAAGGUCGGGCUCCGGCUGAGAGCCAUCGACAACGGGCUGUUCGUCCAGCUGGUCCAGGCCAACUCCCCCGCCGCCCUGGCCGGGCUGCGCUUCGGGGAUCAGGUUCUUCAGAUCAACGGACAGAACUGCGCUGGCUGGAGCACAGAUAAGGCCCACAAGGCUCUUAAAGCUGCGGCGGAGACCCGCAUCGAGAUGGUGGUCAGGGACAGACCUUUUCAGCGCACCAUCACCAUGCACAAAGACAGCUCAGGACACGUGGGCUUCAUCUACAAGUCUGGAAAAAUCACCUCUCUGGUCAAAGACGGCUCUGCUGCUCGCAACGGCCUGCUGACCGAACAUUACAUCUGUGAAAUCAACGGACAGAACGUCAUCGGACUCAAGGACUCUCAGAUUAAGGACAUUCUGAACACUUCCCCCACCACCAUGACCAUCACCGUCAUGCCCAAGUUAAUCUAUGAGCACAUGAUAAAGAGGAUGUCCACCGGCCUGCUGCGGUCCUCCAUGGACCACUCCGUCCCUGAGGUGUGAGGACCGUCAGCCAUGCUGAAAACCGUCACCAUGUCUACAGAAUAGUUCCUCUUGUCAUUUUUAACCGUUUUUUCUUCUGUCUUCAUACCAAGAAGCCUUCAACUUUACAUCACAAUCGUUUUCCUUCAUUACCUGUAACAUAUUCUUAAAAAAAACUUUUUUACUCUUCGUAUUUCUACAUUUUAUCAUUAGUACUGUCUGUAUGUUAACUUAGUAGUCUGAUAUGUAGUACGCAUCUGUUUUUCUUUUUUUUUUUUUAUUCAGGAUUAGGACUAUAGAGUAAGUUUUGUUUGUUUUUUCUUCUUUUUAAAAAGAAACAUGCACAAACUAUCAUGAGUCCAGAUCUUCCUCCUCAGUAUGGAGCCAAGUCGGUGACACUUCAUCCUUUCCUAAAUGCUGUAGAAGUUGAUCGGCAGCCAUGCGGAUAGAAGAUGUAGUCUCUGCACACCUUUUUUUUUUCUGUAAAUAAUCCAAUCUGAAUUAACACAUGGGCUUUCCGAAUCAAAAAUAAACUAAUCUAAUUUCAGUGUACAGCCAUA